AUGGAGGAAGAAGAUAGCAAGAUUCCUAGGAUCAUAGAACAAGACGGGCAUGGUGGAAGUGAUCUGAAAGUAGUCGGUGAGUCAAAAAAGAAGAAGAAGAAGUAUUGGAUGGGUUGUCUGAGAGCUGAAUCUGACGAAAGUGGAAACACUGAUUUGACUGUUGAUUUCCCUGGUGAACGCGCUGCGCCUACUCACCUUGUUGUCAUGGUCAACGGUCUCAUCGGCAGUGCUCAGAACUGGAGAUUCGCUGCUAAGCUGUUUCUUAAGAAGUAUCCUCAGGAUCUCGUCGUUCACUGUGAUAAACGCAACCAUUCUACACAGACAUUUGAUGGUGUUGAUGUUAUGGGAGGAAGAUUAGCAGAAGAGGUAGUUAGGUCGGUGAUUAAACGUCACCCAAGUCUUCAGAAGAUUUCCUUUAUAGGACAUUCUUUAGGUGGCUUGAUUGCUAGGUAUGCUGUUGCUUGUCUUUAUGAGCAAGAGUCCCGACAAGAGCUUCCACAAAACAGUGAAGACAUUUCUGAUACAUGCCUGAAAGAGAGAAUAGCUGGAUUGGAGCCUGUUUAUUUUAUUACUUCUGCAACUCCACACCUUGGUUCAAGAGGACAUAAGCAG
Eruca vesicaria subsp. sativa (arugula) is the source of this 612-nucleotide messenger RNA. NCBI's taxonomy places the organism in Eukaryota, Viridiplantae, Streptophyta, Magnoliopsida, Brassicales, Brassicaceae. The record is from the annotation of a GenBank genome assembly.